UUAUUUUAUUGAUUGUUUCUAGCAACCAGUAGUCAAACGGUAACUGUGUCAGGUCCUUCCAGAGCAGCAGCUGCCACUAACGUCCCACUCACGUGUACUGUGAAUGGUGGAACAGCUCCCUUAAUUCAAUGGAUAGAUGUUACUGGAGGCGGUUAUACACCUAUCUAUCAUGGACAAACCCGUUUCAGUACUUUAUCUAAAUACUUUAAUUUUAUUGUGACGUCACUAUCAGAAAUUGAAUCUGUGAUGACGAUUGAGAAUGCAGAAGUCGAGGAUGAUGGGGCGUAUAUAUGUUCUAUUCCAUCAGACGAAAAUGCCAGUCCUAUAAAUCUGGUGGUAGAAGCUGCAUCAACUUUGACAUUGACUCUGAUUAGUACCGUGACAAACGGUAAGGACAUGAACGUAGCAACAUGUGAUGCUGUUGGUGGCAAACCACAAAAUACUCUUACAUGGACCCUCAAUGGAGUUACACAGACUGAUGGCAAUGGGAACACGAUAGUGGAAACGAACCCACCAGCUACAGCACCUUUAUCUAACUCAAAGAGUGUGUUCACAUUUCCUGCAACUCUAGAGAACUAUGGACAGACCUUGGUUUGUCAAGUCUCUGGACAUCAGAUACCAGAGUUGAAUGGACAGGAAUCUACAGAUUUAAAUAUUCAUACCUCCCCAUCUGAUGCCGGUACCACUGUCACUGCAGAUUAUGCAACCCAGGCAACAAGCAUCACAGUGUCAUGUAACGCCAAAAACCAACCUAGCCCAGCCAUUCGAAACUACUACAUAUUCUCCAAUGGCACACUCUUACAUGAUUCUAUGGAAGGAGUCGACACUGUCUCUGUUUCAGAUCCUAUAGAGGGUACCAAUUACACGUGUUUAGCUGGCAAUUACCUUGGAAAUACGACACUAAGUGAAGGAGUAACAUAUGACCCUAGCAGUUUCGAAGAGUUUACGGAGUUGACCAGCCCCCAAUCCUCGUCGUCCAACCUGACCUCUCACAAUGUCCCCCAUCCGCAAACUGUCCUCCGCUCUAGAUAUUGCCUUAUCAGCAUCCCACUUGCGGCCAUGACGAGACUGUGGCUUGAUACUAGUGACAACAUUGUCUCGAUGUGUCGCAACUGA
Strongylocentrotus purpuratus (purple sea urchin) is the source of this 1116-nucleotide messenger RNA. RefSeq lists its product as uncharacterized. Gene Ontology annotation, biological process: homophilic cell-cell adhesion; heterophilic cell-cell adhesion. The coding region runs from base 247 to 1116 and encodes 289 amino acids. Lineage: Eukaryota; Metazoa; Echinodermata; Echinoidea; Camarodonta; Strongylocentrotidae. The record is from RefSeq and is a predicted model, not a curated record. The transcript is spliced from 5 exons. Gene Ontology annotation, cellular component: adherens junction.